UUGUGUCCCAUACAUGGAGACAAAAAAGGCAGCAGUGAACACAAGGUCUGCUCUCUGCUCUCUGCUCUCUGCUCUCUGCUCUCUGCUCUCUGCUCUCUGCUCUCUGCUCUCUGCUCUCUGCUCUCUGCUCUCUGCUCUCUGCUCUCUGCUCUCUGCCCAACAGGAUUAUCUAACUGCUGCGUUCAGAUAGAAAGAGAAUCUGUAGGCAUGAAUAGGGUAAGAAGAGUGUUGUAGCCUGUUAGUACUGGCAGCCCCUAACAGUGAUGGACAACAGGAGGACAGAUGCUAACCUGGACCUGGCUGGUUACUGCGCUCCUCUGACAGAACUACUCUCCUCCUAACUGAGACCAGCUCCACAGAAUGCUGAGCCCCAUUGCCCCCUAUAGCCUGUAUAAGAUGCACUGGAACCCGGAGCAUGCCCAGUCCCUCAGUCAGUCCCUCAGCCAGUCCCUCAGCCAGUGGCCUGAGCAGCACCUGGAUGUGUCCUCCACCACCUCCUCACCGGCACACAAGUCUGAGCUUUACACCGCUGGCCACGCCCACGGCCGAGGUGGCUACGCCUGGGCCAAUGAUGACAUCUCAGCCCUCACCGCCUCCAACCUGCUGAAGAGCUAUGCAGAGAAGUACUGUGAUGUUCUAGACUCGCCAUAUGAUCGUCCACCGGGGCCCGGUGUCGGGACCUACCCAGAGCCAGGGGCUUUCGGGGGCCUUAUUGGCCUCAAGACUGAGCUGGAACCCUGGCCCCUGAGCCACAGUGCAGAGGGGCUCUACCCCGGGUCCCUGGAUGGUCUGUCAGGCCCGAAGGCCGGGGCCAGAUCAGCAGGGCCCCCAGGGGCCAGCAAUAUGUCGGGGGUCAACAGUAACCUCUCAGAGUCUUGUUAUAGUGGUAGCAGCUCCUCCUCUGGCUCUCACUCAGGUGACUACAACCGCCCCAGCUACAACGGUACCUACGUCUCGCCUGGCUACUGCCCCCAGCCCCCUUCAGCACUCCCCCGUGCCUCCCUCCAACACCCCCUCCAGCCCACACCCACCCUGUUGCCCAGCUACUCCCUCUCCACCUCGGUCUACAACUACCCCCCCAGCAGCUACCCCCACCAGCCCGGCCUGGGCCCCACCUACAGCCACCCCUCUGCAGGGUACUUACCCCCGGGGCUGGCCACCCCCACUCCCCUCCCGUCUCGGCCCACCGUGGUCGGGGGUAGCUACGGCUACCAGGAAUCCGGAGGUGGGUUGAAGAGGAAGGCGUUUGAAAUGUCAUUAGACGAGGAGGAGGAUGGUUCUAGAUACAGUAAGUAUACAGGCUACGACCCAGUGAAGCCUGGAGGAGGGGACUCUCUCUCUCCCUACAGAGUGGGAGAUAAAGAAAACAGUGGCUUCACCACGGGCAGUACAGAUCCCCAGGCCUUCAAGCCCAGUAAGCCCUCUUCCCAGCCCCUCGUGUCUCCUCCAUACAGGGUGGCUUUAGCAGGGGACUACAGCCCACCAGCAGGGAUGACUGGGGAGAACGUAGGAGGAGGAGGAGGGUCAGAGAACCAGGGGUUCACCCAGCAGCAGCACCACUCCUCCCUGGUCCACAACAAUAAACUCCCCUCCCUGCAUGGCCAGGACCAGCCUGGGUCUGGACCAGGGGAGUCGGGCAGCCUGAAGAGCCCAGACCCCAGGCUUCUGGAUCUAGUCAACGGGGAGUUGCUGGACUGUAGCCCGGCCCUGCUAUGGGGGGAGCUGGCUGGGCUGACCCACGUCAAGGCUGCCCUGGAGGAGGAGCUGCUGUGGCCCUGUCUUAGGCCCAGCCCCGCUGUCCGCCCCCCAGCCACCGUUCUGUUAUUCGGCCCCCGAGGAGGUGGGAAGACCACCCUAGCACGCUCCAUGGCCUCCCAGCUUGGGGCCUCCUUCUAUAGGCUCAGUGGGGCCAUGUUAGCCUCUAAAGGCAAGGCUGAGGCUGAGGGGAUCCUGGGGGCCACACUGCAGGUGGCGGGGUUGAGGCAGCCCUCCGUGGUGCUGCUCAGUGAGGUGGAGGCUAUGGAGAAGGAGGAGGGAUUGAGGCAGGUGUUGCUAUCUGCCCUGGAGAAGGCCCAGAUGGAGUUAGGGUCGGCGGGAGGAGCCCCUGGGCUGGUGAUCAUGGUGUGUGCCACCGGUAGGCCAGAUCUGCUCCAGGAUGCUGUGCAUCGGAGCUUCGCCAAGCGCUACCACGUGGGCCUGCCAGAUGCUUUUUACAGAAAGUCGAGUUGAGUGCAACGUGCAUCUCCAGUUAGUUAGGAUUCCAUCCAAAGAUCUUGGUUAUUCGUGAUCCAAGACAUAAAUCAGCAAUGUGUUGUCAAGGUGACAUGGUCCAAGGAAAUGGAUAAUCAGGGUCCUGUUCAUGAGGCACCAAACAAAAUAAAACAUACAGAAACAGGGAAGGAACAAGCUGGAUUUGUCCAUUAAGAAAAAUGUAUUUUCGAUUUCCGUUGCAAAACAGACUGAAUAGGGCCAGGACUUCCUAGACUCGUCCAACAUAGAACACACAUUUUUGUUUUCAUUUGCAAAACUUUUUUAAACGUUUGCCCUAAUGAACAGGACCCAGGGUUGAUUUGGGAGAACCCCCUGUUGACUGACUGCUACUCUCAGGACUUUAUUCAUUACAGUCCUCCCCUGUGGUGUUUUAGAUGUGAUUACCUUAUUCAUUACCAGUCCUCUACUGUGAUGUUUUAGAUGUCAUUACUUUAUUCAUUACAGUCCUCCCCUGUGGUGUUUUAGAUGUCAUUACCUUAUUCAAUACCAGUCCUCUACUGUGGUGUUUUAGAUGUCCUUACCUUAUUCAUUACCAGUCCUCUCCUGUGGUGUUUUAGAU
Molecule: messenger RNA, 2830 nt
Organism: Oncorhynchus gorbuscha (pink salmon)
Lineage: Eukaryota; Metazoa; Chordata; Actinopteri; Salmoniformes; Salmonidae
Product: fidgetin-like protein 2
Exons: 3
Coding region: 361-2229 (622 amino acids)
Molecular function (GO): microtubule severing ATPase activity; ATP binding; ATP hydrolysis activity
Source: RefSeq, a predicted model, not a curated record